CACUACACGCCACUCUCUGUACAUUCAUUUGAGCUGAAAGCUUGGAGUUUGAGCAGCAGUUUUCACUACUUCAAACUCCGUCUAUUGCGAACUGGCAUUUCUUCGACGUCUCAGAUUACUCGAAGAUGUCCAGCUGCUAGCUAUAAAUCAUAUAAUUGCCGUGGAAGGGCUCGGUUGUCGUCGCGGAGCGAAAUGGCGGGGCCAGACGUCGCCAGCUGCUGGCCGUGCCGGGAGACCCAGGUCGCAUCGCUGAAGAAUUGGCUGUCAGGGCGAACUGCGUCGCACAUCAUUGUGCAUGGUCCUUCUGGAACGGGCAAGACGUCAAUAGUCAGGCAUUGCCUGGAGGCAUGGGGGCACCGGUAUGCCUACACAACGCUCCCACAGGAGUACAAGCUGCGCCAGCUGUUCAACGCGCUGCUGUCUCAGCUGUGGGGCCUCAAGCGCAAGCGGGACGCAGGCUUCGGCGCCACCGCGGGCGCAGACAGCUGGAACGAGUUCGCGGAGGCAGUGGCGGCCGUGUGCCCGCCCGGCGCCGCCCGCUGCUCGGUGUUGGUGCUGGACAACCUGGAGUGGGGCGCGCACAAGAACAUGCUGCCGCAGCUGCUGGCGGCCAUACGGUGGCAGCGGGCCAGUCUGGUGGUGGUGGCCAUCACGUCCACCGCGCCGCAGGACCUGCGCUACGGCCCUGCAGUGGGUCUGGGGCUGCCGCUGAUGCACGGCGUGCACUUCCCCGCCUACAGCCGCGAGCAGCUGGCAGAGGUGCUGGCGGCGAACCCGCCCACGGGCUAUGGCACUGACGCCUCCGCCACCGAGUGCCGGCCCCCUGGCUCGGCACAGCCUCAACGGCCGCCGCCUCCUCCCGGCCUGCUGCGUGAGCUGUGGGGUGAGUUCUGCCGCGCCUGCGUCGCCAACAACUUCAGUGCCGUGAGCCGCUCCGCCGCGGACCUGGCUGCGGUGGCGGGUUGGUUGUGGCCCAUAUACAGCCGGCCGCUGCAGGAGGGCAGGGUCCGCGCCGGCAGUGCCGUGGAGACCAUUGUCCGGCAGUUGGACGGGCUCAUGCAGCAGCAGCAAGUGGUCCGCCAGGUUAUGGAGGUGUAUCGGCCGGGCAUGCGCAGCCCACCACCCGUGCUGCAAGCGCUAUCGGCGGCGGCGGCGGCGGCCGGGCAAGGCUCGGUGGGCUCCGCCGGCGCGGGGUCGGGCGGCGACGGUGACGGCGGCGGCGGCGCACUGGUUGCAAACCUGGGCAAGGCGGCCAAACUGCUGCUGUUGGCUGCCUUCGUGGCCAGCCGCAACAAGCCCACACUGGACAAGGACCUGUUCGAGUACCGCACACGCCCAGGCAGGCGGCGGGGCGGCCGCAACGGCGCGGGCCCCGGGCGGGCGGGCGAGGCGCAGCAGGAGGCGGACCGGCAGGCUGAGGCUGCGAAGGAGGCGCGGCUGAAGGGCCCUCACGCCUUCCCGCUCACCCGCCUCAUCUCCAUCUUUCACCGCCUGUGGGCCUCGGUGCCCAGCCUGGGCGACGACCUGGUCAGCUCGGGGCUGUACGGCGGGUCGGUGUUCACGGCGGAGGGAGGGGGAGGGGCCGGGGGCGCGGACGUGCUGGAUGUGGAUCUGGCCACGGGCUUCGCGGGCGGCCGCAACGGACUCGAGGCGGUGUGGAGCCAGAGCGCCGCCGUGCUCAGUGCGGUGACGGGGCUGCAGGGCAUGGGGCUGCUGGCCAAGCACGGCUCCGGCGAGGACCCUCUGGAGCAGCCGCGCUUCACGUGCGCCAUUGACGACCCGCUCGCGCAGCAGCUGGCGGCGGACGUCAACCUGCAGCUCAACAAUUACCUCAUGUACGAUAAGUAGCAGCAGCACUGGAGCAGGAUUGGCUAGCGCAGGGUGUGCUGGACAAGCGGACUGACCGAGGCGCGGCCUUGGGCGCGGCUGGGGGUUACGAGAGGUUACUAGCCAAGAGCGCGCGGCUGGAGGGUGGCAGGGAGGCAGUGGUGGUAAGCAGGCAGCGGCGCGAGCUGCGCACGAGCCGGGGGUGCUGCAGGCUGCAUUGCGUAUAGGUUGCAGCAGACUGUGUGGUGGCAACUGGCGAGGCCUCAGUUGGCUGUAGGCGCGCUGGUGCCAUGUACGUAGAGCCAAACAGCGGCUGCCCCCGUGAUUCUAAGUGUGCUUCAAUGCACGGAGAGUUGGAGCGGCAACGAUGAUGCCACUUGCCUAGACCUAGUUUGUGAUUUGCUUGCUGCGCGGGAUGGAUGCCUGUUGGCCUGUGACGGGCAUCUGCUACCCGGGUUGCCUAGCCCCAUGACCGGCCUUCAUGUCCGACAAUGCUGCUGGAGUUGGAGGGGAAGGCAGUUACCUGAUGCCGAAGCCCAGACGCAGGAUUGCUUGGAGGUCUCCCUUGAUUGUUUGCCGGGACGGAAUAUGGUAUGGUUCGCCAAGAUGGUACCCCUGAUGUGUGUUGGAGGUUCCUUCAUGGGAUCCCUCCCCAGGUGCUGAGCAAGGGACGCGCGGAUCAAGACCGGUAUCAGAAGUCGAGCAGGCUCUUGCGGCUUCUUUUAUUACGUG
Chlamydomonas reinhardtii is the source of this 2559-nucleotide messenger RNA. RefSeq lists its product as uncharacterized. The record is from RefSeq and is a predicted model, not a curated record. Gene Ontology annotation, biological process: DNA replication; DNA replication initiation. Bases 193 to 1848 code for a protein of 551 amino acids. Gene Ontology annotation, cellular component: nuclear origin of replication recognition complex; nucleus. The transcript has 14 exons. Gene Ontology annotation, molecular function: DNA replication origin binding. Lineage: Eukaryota; Viridiplantae; Chlorophyta; Chlorophyceae; Chlamydomonadales; Chlamydomonadaceae.